GAAAAUAAUGGGAAAUACAUGUUAAUGUUUAGAGAGUGAAUAAAAUAUGAAGGAAAUAAAUACUCAAUAAUUAAAUGAUGAAUAAGAGCAAGCUUUAAGAAACAUUAAUGAUUAGGAACAUCAAAUACAAAUUCUUGAUUAGCCUUUUAUUGCUCCUCCUAUAACACCUGAUAAGCCAUAACCUGGAACAUAAAGAUAUUUUGAUAAGAUAUAGGAAUUAAUGGUUGAGGUUUAGAAAGAAAACUAGUAAAGGCAAUCAUUUGAUAAAAGUUAGCAUAAAUAUGAGUUUGAAAGUGGAGCUGUGUAUAAUGGGGAAUGGGUAAAAUCAAUAUUUAUAAAGAUAAGCUUGGAGAUAUAAGAGAAGGUUUUGGAGAAUAGAUUUGGAAAGAUGGAGCAAGAUAUGUAGGAUAAUGGAAAAAUAAUAAAGCUGAUGGUUAAGGUAUAUUUUAUCAUGUUGAUGGAGAUAUAUGUAAAUAUUGAAUUGAUUGUUAGAUGAAGGAGAAUGGAAAGAUGAUAAGGCUCAUGGAAAAGGGAAAUAUAUUCAUGUAAAUGGAGCUUAGUAUGAAGGUGAUUGGAAUGAAGAUUAAUAACAUGGAAAAGGAAUGGAAACAUGGACUGAUGGGAGUAAAUAUGAUGGAGAAUAUAAAAAUGGAUAAAAAGAAGGAUUUGGGAAAUAUUAAUGGCCAGAUGGAAGUAGUUAUGAAGGAUAAUGGGUAAAUAAUAAAAUAAAUGGAUUUGGAAAAUAUAUUUGGGCAGAUGGAAGAAGCUUUGAGGGGGAUUGGUUGGCUAAUUAAAUGCAUGGUUAAGGAAAAUAUAAAUGGCCAGAUGGAAGAAUGUAUGAAGGAGAAUAUAUUUAUGAUAAAAAACAUGGAUAAGGAACUUAUGUUUGGAAUGAUGGUAAAAAGUAUGUUGGAAAUUGGUAUCAAGGAAAAUAACAUGGAAAAGGUUAAUUGAUUUUAGCAGAUGGGUAAAUAAUCUAAGGAGAAUGGCAUGAAGGCAAAAAAAUUAAAUGAAAAAUUAAUUCACUAUU
This is a messenger RNA of Paramecium sonneborni, 1030 nucleotides long. The record is from the annotation of a GenBank genome assembly. Lineage: Eukaryota; Ciliophora; Oligohymenophorea; Peniculida; Parameciidae.